Messenger RNA from Fomitopsis serialis, 927 nucleotides. RefSeq names its product peptidase family C78-domain-containing protein. The record is from RefSeq and is a predicted model, not a curated record. NCBI's taxonomy places the organism in Eukaryota, Fungi, Basidiomycota, Agaricomycetes, Polyporales, Fomitopsidaceae. The transcript has 7 exons. Bases 1 to 927 code for a protein of 308 amino acids.
AUGGCCUGUGCCUCGCUGAUGGUACAGACCGCUCAGCCCAUGUAUUUCCUCUGUUGGAUCAUCCGUAUCCCCUGGAGUUCGGCAUCUACAGACCUCGUAGAGGAAGCCUGGUCAGCAGGAUUUGAUCAAGAGGGCGCUGAACAGCUGAAGCGACACCUUGUCGGCACCGGAAAGUACAUUGGCACCGGAGAACUUUACGUCGCUUUCACAUAUCGCGGCAUCCCAUCACAGCUAGUCGACUUCGAGUUGAAGGAUGGUCCCGAGCCACUGCUGAAUUGGGUCCUGCAGUACUUCUCCGAGGGGACGUCUCCGCUGCGCGCAACAACUAGCAUGGAGGCAAUGCGCAAUGCUGUGUUAGUCACGGACAAGAUGCCACUAGUCCUCCAGCACGAUGGUCACUCCCGGACAGUCGUUGGCUGCGAGCGUUGUCCUGAUAAUUCUAUCAACCUCCUAGUCUUCGAUCCAUCAAGACACAUUCAAGCGGACAUACGCGCUGCGGGCUUGUCCAAUUGGAAGCAUGGGUCUGCGGCGGCGGACAAUCUUGACACACCGAGCGAUUCACAAAGGCAUGCUUCGGCAUCGAAGGUGCUGCAUGAAGCCGUGCAUCCCAUACGAGCUUUCAAAGCCCACCACAAACGGAAAGCGGAAGAUUCCCCAAGGGACCCGUCGGCGAAGAAGCCACGAGGGAGCCAUGCGCACAACGAUCAUGACGACGACCCACAUACCUAUGACGGCGGCGGAUGGACGAUCGUCGACCAACCCCCUUCUACACCGGACGCGGGUAAAGUCCUUAAUCUGUUCAGGCUAGGUCUGAAUCGUCUCAAACGAAAGAACAAGUACCAGAUCCUGUAUAUCCCCCUCACUGAAUCGCUCAACGAAGAGCAGCGCUGGUCUAGACGCGAUCUCACUUGUCUGAAGGUUGUAUAA